Messenger RNA from Scutellospora calospora, 138 nucleotides. The record is from the annotation of a GenBank genome assembly. NCBI's taxonomy places the organism in Eukaryota, Fungi, Glomeromycota, Glomeromycetes, Diversisporales, Gigasporaceae.
AUGCCGUUGUUAAAAGUACCUUCCACAAAUAAUCACUAUCCUAAUAUUAUUGGUGUUGGGUUCGCUAAGGUGGACCCUUCCUUCACUUCUACCUUAUCAAUACCGAGAGGAUUUCUUCCUGACGACUCUUCGAAAUGA